This is a messenger RNA of Adineta ricciae, 1290 nucleotides long. NCBI's taxonomy places the organism in Eukaryota, Metazoa, Rotifera, Eurotatoria, Adinetida, Adinetidae. The record is from the annotation of a GenBank genome assembly.
AUGCCGGACAUACUUAGAAUCUCUAAUAUCAUUAAAACGCAUAUCGUUUUCAAUGGACACAAUAAAACUUCAUUGAAAACUUUAGAUCAAUUGAUGAUGUGUGACAAUCUUCCCCUGUACAAAUCAUUGCCUCCGUCGACAAACAUGAAUGCACAGUUUUAUCCCGAACAUGAUGAAGAUAAUGAACACAGAUCUUAUGCAAAUGUCAAACGAAAACUGUCAGACUAUGAAGAUGAUACUUCAUCGAAGCCAACACUUGAUCACAUGUCAACAUCACUCGAUUAUGUGAAUAACGACGAGUCUGAUGAGGAUGACGCGGAUGUUGAAGACGAGGACGAGGACGAUGACGACGACGACGACGAUGGUAGUUCGAGUGAGGAUGACGAAUCACACCAUGUAAAUUCGAAAACAAUGAUAACAACAUCACCUUGUACCAUCAUUCAGCGACGUCACAGUGAUACUAUUCAAUCAUCUUAUUGUACACCGAUAGUCAAACGCCGUUGUACAUAUUCAUCCAUGCAUGAUGAUGAACAGAAACGCUCUGUACUCGUGGAAUCCUAUCGGAAACUUCGUGGUGUGAAGAAACCAAAACUGCAAGUUAGUCUCUUGAUAUGUAAUCUAAUAAAACGAUUAGAGAAAACAUUCACCAAAACUCCUCCACUCAGACAAGAAGAACAAGAACAUGUACAGUAUUAUCAAUCUCAUCGAACAACAUAUCGUUCAUCGUCAUCAGAUAGUCUUUAUAUGUCUCCAUUAUCAUCAACAUUAGUAAAUGAUGAAAUCGAAACUAUUAAUCAACAGCAACAACAGUAUACUUCUUCUUCUUCUUCCCAUUCAUCGACUUAUGAUUCGGAUAAAGUAUUAUUACCAGUCAAUGAUCUGAGAACAUCGCCAUCAAUGUAUCACCCAUCAACGACGGAUGCGUACUGGCUUGCUCAAACCAAUUUUGCCGUACCUGUUGUGUCAAUAUCGGAUGACGAUGAUGUUGACGUCUCACUACAUGGUGGGGGUGAUUAUCUUGAUUUAAGUGAUAAUACACUUUCGUCUUCCUUUUCUUCUUCUUUACCAAAUGAUUGUUGUUGUUCGUCACCAUCUUCCACAACAAUACUUAAACAUCUUGUCGAUACAAACAAUAAUACUAAUACCAACGAUGAUUAUUUCAUCUACCAUGAUCAUCAUCAUCAACAUCAACACCAUCAUCACCAUCAUCAGUCGUUAGCACACAGUGGACAGACAUUUUUCUAUCCACAUAACGGAACUAAUACCAUUGAUAUCAUCACGACAGCAUGA